Salarias fasciatus (jewelled blenny) is the source of this 819-nucleotide messenger RNA. Its product is annotated as E3 ubiquitin-protein ligase TRIM17-like. The transcript is spliced from 5 exons. Bases 1 to 819 code for a protein of 272 amino acids. The record is from RefSeq and is a predicted model, not a curated record. Gene Ontology annotation, molecular function: zinc ion binding. Lineage: Eukaryota; Metazoa; Chordata; Actinopteri; Blenniiformes; Blenniidae.
AUGGCCUCGAAAUCAUCCCAACCUGAAGAGGAAUGCAAAUGCCCCGUGUGCUAUGAUUUAUUUAUGGAUCCUGUUCUCCUGCUGUGCGGCCACAGCUUUUGUACGCGUUGUCUGACGAAGUGGUGGAAACAGAGCAGAAUCCAGGCAUGCCCAGUCUGUAAGGUUGAAUUUAAAAUGUCUCAGCCUCCUCGAAAUCUGGCGUUGAAAAACUUGUCUGACGCCUUCAGACAAGAGAAGAUUCAGGCAGCGUCAGAGUCUAAAGCACUUUGCAGCCUUCAUGGAGAGAAGCUCCAACUCUUCUGCCAGGACGAUCAACAACCCAUCUGUGUGAUUUGCAGGGAUGCAAAAAAACAUAAGAAACACAACUGUGUCCCUGUCAAUGAAGCUGCAGAGGAAUUCAGGGUUCAACUCCAGGUUGGGCUGAUGCAUUUGAAGACUAGUCUGGGGACAUCUGAGAGUGAAAAAUUCUGCUGUAAAGAAAUGGUCAGCCACAUCAAGUUCCAGGUGCAGGAGACUGAACAGAGCAUCAAAGCUCAGUUUCAAAAGAUUUACCAGUUGCUGCAUGAAGAUGAAGCAAGAAGAAUCAAUGCACUGAAGGAAGAGGCAAAGUUGAAACGUGAAGCAAUGAAAGCCAGGAUUGAGAAGUGGAACGCAGAAAUCUUGUCACUCAGAGAAAAAGUCCAAACCAUCGAGAAAGAGAUUGAAACCGAAGACAUAUUACUUGUGCAGUCGGACCUUUUCGGCUUCGAUCGAGAGGAGAAGAUCGGGGCAAAAUUCGGCUUGAUCAUUCUAUACGUCAUCCCGGUGCAGAGGUGCUGA